This is a messenger RNA of Lepus europaeus (European hare), 2289 nucleotides long. It is a transcript of the gene IMPDH1, whose product is annotated as inosine monophosphate dehydrogenase 1. Gene Ontology annotation, molecular function: IMP dehydrogenase activity. The record is from RefSeq and is a predicted model, not a curated record. Lineage: Eukaryota; Metazoa; Chordata; Mammalia; Lagomorpha; Leporidae. The coding region runs from base 1 to 1701 and encodes 566 amino acids. Gene Ontology annotation, cellular component: cytoplasm. Gene Ontology annotation, biological process: GTP biosynthetic process. The transcript has 15 exons.
AUGGAGGGGCCGCUCCCGCCGCCGGCCGAGCCGCCGCUGCAGGGAGGCGGAGCCGCCGCUGUUCCGGAGCCCGGAGCCCGGCAGCACCCGGGACACGAGACGGCGGCGCAGCGGUACAGCGCCCGCCUGCUGCAGGCGGGCUACGAGCCCGAGAGCAUGGCGGACUACCUGAUCAGCGGCGGCACCGGCUACGUGCCCGAGGAUGGGCUCACCGCGCAGCAGCUCUUCGCCAGCGCCGACGGCCUCACCUACAACGACUUCCUGAUCCUCCCCGGCUUCAUCGACUUCAUAGCUGACGAGGUUGACCUGACUUCAGCCCUGACUCGGAAGAUCACGCUGAAGACGCCACUCAUCUCCUCCCCCAUGGACACCGUGACCGAGGCAGACAUGGCUAUUGCGAUGGCUCUGAUGGGAGGCAUCGGUUUCAUCCACCACAAUUGCACCCCAGAGUUCCAGGCCAACGAGGUGCGCAAGGUCAAGAAGUUCGAACAGGGCUUCAUCACAGACCCGGUGGUGCUGAGCCCCUCUCACACCGUGGGCGACGUGCUGGAGGCCAAGAUCCGGCACGGCUUCUCCGGCAUCCCCGUGACCGAGACGGGCGCCAUGGGCAGCAAGUUGGUGGGCAUCGUCACCUCUCGCGACAUCGACUUCCUGGCGGAGAAGGACCACACCACGCUCCUCAGUGAGGUGAUGACUCCGCGGAUCGAGCUGGUGGUGGCUCCGGCGGGCGUGACCUUGAAAGAGGCAAAUGAGAUCCUGCAGCGCAGCAAGAAAGGGAAGCUGCCUAUCGUGAACGAUCGGGAUGAGCUCGUGGCCAUCAUUGCCCGCACCGACCUGAAGAAGAACCGCGACUACCCUCUGGCCUCCAAGGACUCCCAUAAGCAGCUGCUGUGCGGGGCCGCUGUGGGCACCCGUGAGGAUGACAAAUACCGCCUGGACCUGCUCACCCAGGCGGGUGCUGACGUCAUAGUGCUGGACUCCUCCCAGGGGAACUCCGUGUAUCAGAUCGCCAUGGUGCACUACAUCAAGCAGAAGUACCCCCACCUGCAGGUGAUUGGGGGGAACGUAGUGACAGCAGCCCAGGCCAAGAACCUGAUUGAUGCCGGUGUGGACGGACUGCGCGUGGGCAUGGGUUGCGGCUCCAUCUGCAUCACCCAGGAAGUGAUGGCCUGCGGGCGGCCGCAGGGCACUGCUGUGUACAAGGUGGCUGAGUACGCGCGGCGCUUCGGUGUGCCCGUCAUAGCUGAUGGCGGCAUCCAGACCGUGGGCCACGUGGUCAAGGCCCUGGCCCUUGGAGCGUCCACAGUGAUGAUGGGCUCCCUGCUGGCGGCCACCACCGAGGCUCCCGGCGAGUACUUCUUCUCGGACGGCGUGAGGCUCAAGAAGUACCGGGGCAUGGGCUCGCUGGACGCCAUGGAGAAGAGCAGCAGCAGCCAGAAGCGCUACUUCAGCGAGGGGGACAAGGUGAAGAUCGCGCAGGGUGUGUCGGGCUCCGUCCAGGACAAGGGUUCCAUCCAGAAGUUCGUGCCCUACCUCAUCGCCGGGAUCCAGCACGGCUGCCAGGAUAUCGGGGCCCGCAGCCUGUCUGUCCUGCGGUCCAUGAUGUACUCAGGAGAGCUCAAGUUUGAGAAGCGGACCAUGUCAGCCCAGAUUGAGGGCGGCGUGCACGGCCUGCACUCUUACGAGAAGCGGCUGUACUGAGGACAGCGGUGGAGGCCGGGGCGGGGGCGGGGGCGUGCCCCCAGGCCCCCCUUCCAGCACGGCCUCCCUCCACGGCUGAGCGGUCCACAGAUUUGCACUACGGGUUCCCCAGCUCCUUUCCCGAGGGAGAGGAAGGCGGCCCUGAGGGGCUCUCCCCCUAGGCCCCCCCAGGGUGCAGGGGGCCCUGCCGGGCGGGCUGUCAGGGCCCUGUGCCUGUCUCAGGUCUUUCUCGCUGCAGCCUGCUCUGGCCCGGCUCCUGCGCCUGGGGCCUCCUGGCUUCUCCCGUAGGGCACCUCCCUCCCUGCCCCGCCCCAGGAAAUGGUGCUCUCCUGGCCCUGCCCGCUACGCUGUGGGGGCACUUCCGGGCUCCUGACCAGGCUAGGGGGAGGUCUCUGCCCCCUUCCCCUGCCCUGCCCUGGCCUGGCCCUGGGGAGGAGGCUGCCCGGCUUCCUGACUCGCCACCAUCCCCAGGGCACCAGUCCCGCCCUCUCCUCUCAGCUGCAGUUGAAGGCUUUAACUUUGCACACUUUGGGGUCACAGUUGCAUCAUUGUAUAUUAAAUAAUCGGAAUAAAUCAAGCAGGUCUCAA